Messenger RNA from Ylistrum balloti, 1116 nucleotides. Its product is annotated as galactose-3-O-sulfotransferase 3-like. The record is from RefSeq and is a predicted model, not a curated record. Gene Ontology annotation, biological process: glycolipid biosynthetic process. NCBI's taxonomy places the organism in Eukaryota, Metazoa, Mollusca, Bivalvia, Pectinida, Pectinidae. Gene Ontology annotation, molecular function: galactosylceramide sulfotransferase activity. Bases 1 to 1116 code for a protein of 371 amino acids. Gene Ontology annotation, cellular component: membrane. The transcript has 2 exons.
AUGACGAAUCGUCGAGACAUUCCUAUACACCACGUGGCUUUUAUAAAGGUCCACAAAGCCGCUAGUACUAGCGUGCAAAAUAUAUUUUACCGUUACGGGUAUCAUCAUAACUUAUCUGUUGCCCAACCCAGGUUCACAACCGGACUCCUAUGGAGCUCGCCGGUAGUACGUGAAAAAUUUCUCCCGCCACCAAAAGGUCAAAAGAAGUAUGACUUAAUGUGUGUGCAUUCUACAUACAGCAGAACAGCAUUCGAUAAACUUCUUCCAAAUGACUCCGUUUACAUAGGAAUUGUACGAGAACCGUUCAAACAGUUUGCGUCCAGUGUAAACUAUUACCAACGGAAUAGGGUAUUGAAUAUUCCAGGAAAUAACCCUGUGCGUACAUUUCUGACUGACGCACUGGGCAAUCAACGUUUCGUGUCGACUUCGGAUCACCGUGUAUUUAACACACAGUCACGUGACUUUGGAACACCAUUGAAACUUCUUUCGUCUAAAUACGACGAAUAUCAAUUUCGUAGAUAUCUCCAACAAUUGGAUAAAGAACUUGAUCUCGUUUUAUUGGUAGAGCGUUUUGCCGAGUCUAUGGUCUUAAUGAGAAGGCUUCUGAAAUGGGAAGUGAAAGAUAUCAUCAGUGCUAAACUUAAUGGAAGAGGAUUUCCUCCACGUUUUCAGUUUGGUGUUAAAGAAGAACAGCUUGUUAAACGAAUAGCCCAGUAUGAUUACGCUUUAUACGAUUUCUUUAAAAAGAAAUUUCAGGAAAAAAUUGAACAUCAACCUCCAGACUUUUAUGAUGAGCUUGCUUAUUUUAAACAAGCAAGUAAAAGAUAUAACGAAUUCUGUAUUUCUUUACAAAAAUACAACAAGGACACAUCUGAUGUGUUAAAAUUUGAGGAAACCACGUGGAACAAACCAUUUACAGUGACAAUUGCAGAUUUUCCGUGUAACAAAAACGGAACCGGAAACCAGACUCCAGUUCCGUGUAACAAAACAGAACUGGAAACCAGACUCAAGAUCCGUGUAACAAAAAUGGAACCGGAAACCAGACUCAAGUUCCGUGUAACAAAAACAGAACCGGAAACCAGGCUCAAGUUCCGUGUAACAAAAACAGACCUGUGA